AACAUCUCACGCUUGAACAUUGCAGUUAUCCCGUUUCCGACAGAAUAGACUCAUAAGGUUUUUGAGUCGUCUGGGCUAUAAAAUUAGCAAAUGCCCCCUUCCCCUUCCGAUCUUGAAAGUCGUCCAACCAAGAUUACAAAGAUGGAUGAUUCUAUGGAUGUCGCGGACGCCGUUACUGGGACUGCUCCUGUGCCUUCAUAUCGCCCAGACGCAAAGGCUAGACGUUACGACCGACAACUUCGGCUCUGGGCUUCUGCAGGGCAAAGAUCUCUAGAACAGGCCCGAGUACUUUUAGUCGGGUGUGAUGCUGCUGGCUCUCAAUCCCUAAAGAAUCUCGUUCUUCCUGGCAUCUCACAAUUCACCAUUCUAUCCUCCAAGAUAACUACUGCCCAAGACGUUGCAACCAACUUCUUCUUGCAUCCAGACUCGAUCGGGUCGAACAUCGCCCAGGAGAGCGUGAAGUACCUUCAGGAGCUCAAUCCUGCCGUCAAAGGUGAAGCUCAUAUGGAGGAUCCUGCCCUUAUCAUCAAGACUAAUCCGAGAUUCUUCCUCUCCUUCGCUCUCAUUAUUUUGUCAAACGUCGAACCGUACCUUGAAAACCAGAUUGCAGAGAUUCUUUGGGAAGCUUCUUCAUCGGUUGACGGUCCUGAUAUCCCAUUAAUCGCCAUCCGCAACUCUGGUUUCAUCAGCCGAGUCCAAAUCCAACUUCGAGAGCAUACUGUCGUUGACAGUCACCCCGAUACUACCCACACUCUUCGGAUUGACCAACCUUUUCCUGCACUUGAGCAACAUGCUCGCUCUUUGGAUUUUGCAAACAUGGACUCUAUGGAGCAUUCCCAUAUUCCUUGGGUAGUCCUUCUUGUCAGGGCUGCUAGUCUGUGGAAAGAAUCGCACGGCGGCAAGCUGCCCGAGACCAAUGAGGAGAAGGCAGAGUUCAAGGAAAAGCUGAAAGCAGAAAAGAUCAAGGAGGAUGAGGAGAAUUACGAUGAGGCGAUGGCACAAGCGUACAGAGUGUGGAUUAAGUCAGAACUGCCGUGGGAGAUUAAAUGCCUGCUAGAUGACGAGACUGUCAAGAACAUCUCCACAAACUCUAAGAACCUGCACAUCCUCCUUCACACGCUCAGCCAAUACAUCAUCCCUGCCCCCCAUCUUCCGCCUACCUCCCCGUCUCUUCCUGAUAUGCACUCCAGCACAGCCCACUAUGUCGCUCUCCAAAACAUGUACAAAGCUCAAUAUCAAGCUGAUCUCAAGCAAUUCAAGUCUCUCUUGAAUGAGGUCUUGCGAAAUAUCGGCCUGCCAACCGACACCGUACCCGAUGAGGAAUUGGAGGGAUUCGUCAAGAAUGUAGGUGGAGUAGGCAUUAUCAAGGGGACUCCUCUCAGCGACAGUAAGAACAUUAGGGGUCUCUUGCCAACCGAGCUUGAAAAUUUCGACGAGGAAAUCGAUUCCGCAACUUGCCUCUCCAUGUACCUGGCCCUUCUUGCAUCCGAAACCUUCUUCGAGUCCGAGAAACGAUGGCCCGGUGCCAGUUCUUUAGACAACUUGGCGGCAGACAACGAAAAGGUUCAACAGAUACUCCUUGAUUUGUUCCCAAUUUUCAGUGAGGGUUUGCCUGAAAUUCUCGAACAGAGCGUUGAAGAAGUUAUUCGAGGUGGUUUUGCCACCGUUCCCAACACUGCCGCUUUUGUUGGCGGUAUUGUUGCCCAAGAAGCCAUUAAGCUCGUCACCAACCAGUACUCACCUUUGGAUAACACUGUGGUGCUCAACUUGAUUAAGAGCGAAUCAUCCAAGUUCAAGUUUUAGAAAAUAUGCCUCGGGGUUGGAAGGAAGAUGUAGUCAUUUUGGGUGGCUGUCGUAGAUGAUGUUAAAACAAGAUACGAUGUUAGAAAAGACGGCAAGAAUACCUAUCUCAUAAUCAUUUGGGGCAAUCGCGUUCUUUGUACUUCUCGAGGGGCGAUGUUGCACAUGUCAGGAAAGGGGAAUAACGGCAGGCCGGUCAUACAUAUCAUGCUCCCAACAGCCUAGCAUCAUCAUGGAAUGCUACAGUUGAGAAGAAAGGCUUCAAAAGUGCAAUUUUCUUUUGUCUGCAUUUAAUAUGCAAGACGAGAGUCAUUCGUUCCCGCCGGCGUUUUGUUAGCCGAAAUGGAGACUGCAGCUCGCCGGCGCCGAAAGAUGGUAGAUGAGUGGACGCAUGGAAUGACAUACAUCAUAAUGUG
This is a messenger RNA of Cryptococcus deneoformans JEC21, 2216 nucleotides long. Its product is annotated as neddylation-related protein, putative. Gene Ontology annotation, cellular component: cytoplasm. The record is from RefSeq and is a predicted model, not a curated record. Gene Ontology annotation, molecular function: NEDD8 activating enzyme activity. The coding region runs from base 91 to 1803 and encodes 570 amino acids. Lineage: Eukaryota; Fungi; Basidiomycota; Tremellomycetes; Tremellales; Cryptococcaceae. Gene Ontology annotation, biological process: protein neddylation. The transcript has 14 exons.